AUGGGCAUGUCCGCGACGGGAAUUCUCGUGCCCGGUGUCCAAUCAUUUGAAAAGUCAAGAACGAUGAUGAAAACAUUGUUUCUGUAUUUUAUUUUCACGCCAUUUAUUGAAUGUUAUUUUCAUUUACAUUAUACUGAUGAACAAUCAGUAACGUCACUUGCAUAUAAACAUUGUCUAUACUUAUAUGUAAAAAAUGAAAAGAAUCUGAGUGUCGAAUCAUUAAUACCUUAUUGUAUUCGAUCUCCAACUUUUGAUCAUAGUGUAGAAAUACAAUGUUACGGUAAAGAAUAUAGAUUUGAUGAUUUGAAAUUGUUAGAAAUAACUGUUGAUGACCUAUAUGGAUGGAAUGCACCCAUUGAUAUGAUGAAUAAUUAUCAAAAAUAUCGUCUUGGUUUAUCUACGAAUGCUAAUCAACUAUAUUGUAAUUGUACAGAUAAUCACUGGUUUGGUCCAAAAUGUGAGUACACAUUAGGUCAAUCAAGUGAACAACAAGUAGAAAUUGUAAUUAGAGAACGUUUUAAAAUGAUGGACAGGUAUUAUAAUCCGAGAACUGAAAAUAUAACAUGUUAUAAUGCAAUUCCGUGUGAGAGUAUCGUGUGUAUAGACUGGCGCGAUAUAUGCAAUGGCAUUGUUAAUUGUAAAGGAGGUGAAGAUGAGUUAAAUUGUCUAGAACUUGAAAUGAGUGAAUGCAAUUUAGAAAGCGAAUAUCGCUGCAGAAAUGGUCAGUGUAUACCAAAAACCUUUGCCUAUGAUCACAUUUAUGACUGUAUGGACUCUAGUGACGAACUAAUUUCAUUUACUUCUGUUUUUCAUAGUUGUUAUACUGAUUUUUCUCUUCACUGUGAGGAACAUAAUUGUGGCUGGCUAAAGUUUUCUUGUGGGUAUGGUGAAUGUGCCGCUACUCCGGUUGAAGAAGCGUGUGACGGACACAGAGCUCAGUUAUAUCAGAGAAAAUUGUUUGAGUUUGAAUCAGACAAAAAUAUUAGUAUAUUGUGUUGGAAGUAUAUGAUCUGCGUUACGACUAAUAUGCAUUUGAGGUUAGCCUAUUUAUUUAAUAUUUCAUGUGAAGAUUUAUGUCCACCAUUUGGAACCUGUUCUGACUUCCUUCGAUUAACAUGUAGCAAUAUCUAUAGUUUUCCAUCAAUACCUUUCAUGUAUCCAUCUGUUCAUCUUUUAUAUGACUCCGAACGAUACAAUUUUCAUCAUUGGAAAUGGACACCGAUUUUUAUUUGCUAUGAUGAUAAUGCCUGUAAGUUAUAUCCAACAAACUUGAUUAUUAAUAAUUAUAGUUGUAGAGAGUUUUACGAUGAAAGAGACGCUUUUUCUUUCCAUGCACAUGCACUUGAAUAUUAUCCUAAAUUGUAUUAUUACUUGAAACAACUAUUUUACUAUUGUCCAAUUCAGAAUUGUUCAGAUUAUUCCUCUACAUUAUUCAAAUGUUCUACAUCUGAAAAAUGUAUAUCAAAAUACCGUGUAAAAGAUGGCGUCAGUGAUUGUCAUAGAGACUUCGAUGAACAAUAUAACGAUGUAUGUAACUUUAACUUGUCUAAACAUUUUAAAUGUUUCAGUUCUACCAAUGAAUGUAUACUAAGAACUAAACUUCUUGAUUCGAAAUCUGAUUGUACCGAUAAUAGCGAUGAGCUGUAUCCAAUUAAAUGCCAAACACCAAAUGAUUUGGGUUGUCGUUACAUGCAAGGAUUCGCUGUUCCUAUAAGCUACUUUCUUUUUCAAGAGAUUUGUAAUGGUAUCAUUCAUGAUGAACUUCGUUCGUCUGACAACGACACAGAUGAAACGGAUUGUAGUGAGUGGCAACUAUCAUGCAGUACCAGAUAUAAACUAUGUAACGGCAUGUGGAACUGUGCUGAUCAAUGGAUGUGCACUAAUAAGAGAGAGCGUGUUUAUAAACAGUUUACAUUUACAGAUUUUAGUCAAAAUCCGCCACGGGGUGCUACAAACGAGGCUGUUGUACCGACACCAGUAGCUUUAGAGGAUGCUCUACCCAAGUUAUUAGUAUCGCCAUAUUUAGUUCACCAUUGCAAUCGUGGUAUUGUACUUACAUCAAAACAAGGUAGAGAUGAAUGUCUUUGUCCUCCAAGUUAUAAAGGAACUUUAUGUGAAUAUCAGAGUAAGCGUUUGACUGCUUUUCUUCAAAUUGAAACCUCUGCUGCAUUUGGUCGUAGUGUUAUCUUUAAAUUAGUCAUUUCUGUCGUAAGUAACAAUAAUAGUAUCGAUGACAGAGAAGAAAUUACUCAUGUGCCGUAUAUUCAGACAAAUUUGUAUAAGCAUACUUUCUAUUUAAUUUAUCCAGAGCAUUCGAAUGAUUUCUUUGUCCAUAUUGAUGUUUUUAGAGUAGACGUAGAACAUGUUGAAUUCAUAUCCUCAUGGUAUUAUCCGAUUCCAUUUAAAUUUCUUCCAGCAAAUCGUUUAGCAGUGAGAUUAACAUUAAAUAUAACAAGAAAUAAAGCAUGCGAUAAAAACUGUUCUCAUGGCGUUUGUAUGAUUUAUGAGAAUGCCGUUGACAUUCACCGGUGUAUAUGCGAUGAAGGUUGGUCUGGAGCACAGUGUGAUAGGGCAUCAUCAACAAUUAUUUGUUCACCAGGAUCAAAGCUAGUAGAUUCAUCUGAUCGAUGUGUUUGUCCUCUUGGAAAAUUUGGCCCAGAUUGCUUUGCUCGAAUCGAUCCGUGUAGUCACAAACUUCGGUGUUACAACGAAGGUACAUGCGUUCCGUUAGACAUGAAAGGAUCGAAAUAUGUUUGUUUGUGUACACAAAGCUAUUUUGGCAAUCAUUGUGAACAUUCUGCUGCGAAAGCAACAAUUUAUCUAAGUGAUAUAAGUCGUACGAGUAUUCAGAAUCUACCUAUUGUUGUUGUUCAUCUCCUAGAUGUAUAUAAUAAUAUUAGUGUUAUGUCUGUAGAAGAACGCUAUGUAUUCAAAGAUGUUCGAAUCCGCACAAGUUUAACUGUUUUUCGAGAGAAACAUAUCUAUUUGCCGAAUUUUGUAUAUGUACAAGUAUUUUUCGAUAUAAAUAAUCUCCAUAGUGAGUAUUAUUUAGUUGCUCUUUUAAAACAUAGAGUAAAAACACAAAAAACUAAUAUGUUGUCAGCAAAUCGGUGUCCAUAUGUUAGUGAAUUAUUGAACAGUACAAUAAUGAAUAAGUUUUCCACACUGAACCGGUAUAAAUUUUAUUAUAAAGCAUGUUUUAUACAAAGCGUUAAAUGUUUUUUUGAUAAAAAUUACUUAUGUUUAUGUGAUAAUGAAGCCAGACUAGAGUGUCUUGUUUUUGAUCACACAGCAAGUAAUUGUACAUCGAAUGGUUAUUGCUUGAAUAGUGGUUAUUGUGUUCAACCAGUUCAAAAAGAAGAUAAAAUUGAGUUUGAAUGUUUGUGUCGUGCUUGCUAUCACGGAAACUUGUGUCAGUUCUCAACAACGCAAUAUUCCAUGUCACUUGAUGCCGUGAUUGGAUCAAAUGUUUUAGCUGAAAUGCCUUUAGCAAAACAACCAACCGAUUUAAAGGUAACUUUCAUAUUUGUAAUUCUCUUAGUCGCGAUCGGGUUUCUUUUCAAUUUGUUGUCAUUGAUCACGUUUUUCCAACAAAAAACACAAGAAGCUGGAUGCGGCUUUUACCUAUUUAGUUUAUGUAUAGUGAGUCAGCUAGGAUUAUUUAUGUUCGCAGCUAAAUUUAUUUAUUUACUGAAACCUCAAAGAAAUAAAAUGGCUGCCUAUUGGACUUGUGUUAUUCUUGAACUUUUUCUCAAAAUAUUACCGUCUACAACUAAUUGGUUAACUGCAUGUGUUGCAAUUGAAAGAACUGUGACAGUUAUUAAAGGAGUAAAAUUUGACAAAGUUCUUAGUAAAAAAGUUUCUCGGUAUGUAGUUUUCACUGUAAUAGUCGGUAAUAUUGUUAGUUAUUUGCACCAGUCAUUUAUCCGUCAUGUAAUUGAAGAUCCACGUUCCAAUGGUAUUACAUGGUGUGUGAUGAAAUUUAGUCAUCUUACGUUAGAAAAAUAUGAUAUGGCUAUAAAUAUUAUACAUUUAAUUGUACCGUUCUGUAUAAAUAUAAUGACAACACUUAUAUUAUUAAUUAGUUUAACGCAACCAAAAUUUAUAUCUCUUACUGCGAUAUCAAAUGUUACAUACUAUAAACUUUUAAAAGAACAAAUGGUUUUGUAUAAACCAUUUGUUCUUAGUCCGUUUGUACUUGUCAUUUUACAGAUACCACACUUGCUACUGUCAUUUACACUUGUCUGCAUAGAAUCUAAUUGGCAAAAAUAUUUCUAUUUAAUUACUUAUUUUGUUUCAUGUCUGCCACUGACGGGUACACUUGUUAUAUUUGUUUUGCCAUCACCUGUUUAUAAGAAAGAGUUUAUAAAGUGCAUAAUACGUGCAACAAGUCGAUCGACAGUAUGA
This is a messenger RNA of Didymodactylos carnosus, 4407 nucleotides long. The record is from the annotation of a GenBank genome assembly. Lineage: Eukaryota; Metazoa; Rotifera; Eurotatoria; Philodinida; Philodinidae.